This is a messenger RNA of Neospora caninum, 2454 nucleotides long. Its product is annotated as Fatty acyl-CoA synthetase 2, related. The record is from RefSeq and is a predicted model, not a curated record. Gene Ontology annotation, molecular function: long-chain fatty acid-CoA ligase activity. The transcript is spliced from 16 exons. Gene Ontology annotation, cellular component: endoplasmic reticulum; membrane. The coding region runs from base 1 to 2454 and encodes 817 amino acids. Lineage: Eukaryota; Apicomplexa; Conoidasida; Eucoccidiorida; Sarcocystidae.
AUGCGGCAGCAAUACACACCGGACCAGUCCCGGAACGGCUGUAAGGCGCCAGUGUUUCGGGGCGCCGCCUUUGGCAGACACCCUUUUCCCUGCCCGAAACAUUUGAAAGAAACGAACCCCGAUCUACCGCUCGGUAUUCAGCCCCAAUGCAAUUGUGGACAACUUCGCCGAUCGGCCGUGUCAGAACGCCUGGGAUUUGUUUCAGCGCGGCGUCGCAGUCGCAGCAGAGGGUCCGUGCCUGGGUACGCGAGUGAGGAAGCCGGACGGGACGCUCGGCCCGUACCAAUGGAAAACCUAUCGGCAGGUGAGAAGCCACGCUUCACACAGAAACGCCGCCGUGUGGUUUCUUCCUAUUGGAGUUCUUUUCGUGACCCCGUUACACAUCUGCGGAAAGACUCUUCCGAAUGCGUCAGAAGAGUGGAGCGACUCGCGCUGCAAGUAGGUAGCGCCGUCAUGAGUCUCCCGGACGCAGUCCCGAAGCUUCACUUCGAGGAGGAGACCUUCGAAAAGGACAUGCGCUUCUUGGCCUUCUACAGCCGAAACCGCGAAGAAUGGGUGAUCUGCGAGCAGGCGUGCAACGCCUACGGCAUCACGAUUGUCCCGCUCUACGACACUCUUGGACCCGAGAGCACGGCGUACAUUCUCACGCAAACGCGGCUGCGCUCGGUCGUGGCGUCUGAGGAGUGUGCGUCUCGCCUCUUGGAGUCGAUGGAGGCUGCGAAGACGCGCGCCGCUGAACAGACCGAAAACGACAAGGCGACACACACGACGGCAGAGGACGGAGAGAAGAAAGAAGAGGGAAAGGAGAACAAAGAAGGACAGGAGAAAGACGGACAAGAGAAAGACGGACAAGAGAAAGAAGGGAAGGAAGGAGAUAAAGAGCCGAAGGCAGCGGAAGGCGGGGAGCGAGAGAAGGCUGGAGGAGCUCAGACGGUGGAUGCGAUUUUCGUCAAGUAUCUUUUUCUCAUGGAUGAUCCGGGAGCGCCUGCGAAGGAUCUACUCGAACGCGCAGAGAAGCUGGGUGUUCAGGUCUUCACGUGGAAUCAACUGCUUGAAAUGGGGAAAGAAAAUCCGAUGCCGCUGACUGACGACGUCGUCGCGACGCUGUCGACAGUCAGCACAGUCUGCUACACAUCCGGCACCACCAGCAGUCCCAAGGGUGUGCUCAUGUCCCACGGCAAUUUCGUCGCGACGGUCGCUGGAGCUGUGCGCGGACCGCUGACGGUGCCGCAAAUGACCCUCCACGCAGGAGACACGUACCUCUCGUAUCUCCCCCUCGCUCACGUCUACGAGCGGUCGCUGCAAAACAUUCUUUUCUCGCUGGGCGGCAGCGUCGGGUUCUACGCAGGCAACACUCUCAAGCUCCUGGAAGACAUCCAAGAGUUGGAACCUGCCGUCUUCAGUAGUGUCCCUCGUCUGUUCAAUCGGAUCCACGACCGCGUUUUCGACAGCGUCAGAGACAAAUCCGCGAUCGCUCAGUCGCUCUUCAGUCAAGGGCUUAGCACGAAGAUCAGGAAGAUCAAGGCCACGGGGUCGCCGGUUCACGCCAUGUGGGACAAGCUCGUCUUCAACAAGACAAAAGUGCUGCUCGGAUCCAAGCUGCGAUACAUGCUAGUCGGCUCCGCACCCCUCGAUGCAUAUGUCCACGAAAAAAUCGAAGCCCUCUUCAGCGUCCCGCUCGUCGAGGGCUACGGGAUGACGGAGACGAUGGCCGCCUCCUUUAUCUCCCUGGCGGGGGAGAACACGGCGGGUCACAUUGGAGGCUGCUGUCCCUGCAUCGAGUUCUGCUUGUCCGACAUCAGCGACGAAAUGCCUCAACACCGCAUCGACGAUCCCGAACAUCCCGCCGGCGAGUUGUGUCUCCGCGGGCCGACAGUCACUCCCGGCUACUUCCGCAAUCGCGACGAGACAGCAAAGACGUUCGACGCAGACGGGUGGCUGCACUCCGGUGACGUCGCCGUGAUCGUCCCGGGCUGCAACGCGGUGAAAAUCAUCGACAGAAAAAAGAACAUUUUCAAACUCUCGCAGGGAGAAUACGUGUCUCCAGAGAAGAUCGAAAACAUCUACAUUCAAGCGCCGCUCGUCGCCCAAGCAUUUGUCACAGGCUCCUCCACGCAGUCCUGCUUGGUGGCCAUCAUCGUCCCUGACGCCGCCAAGGCCGAAAAGUGGGCGGCGCAACGUGGCCUCGCCGACAGGACUCUGCAGACUGUCUGUACACUGCCCGAGUUCCAUCAUGCCGUGGCAGAAAGCAUGGCGGCCGUCGCGAAGGAGCACCAGUUGAAGGGGUUUGAAGUCGUCAAGCACUUCCGCCUCGUCAGCGAGCCGUUCUCCAUCGAGAAUGGGCUGUUGACGCCGACCAUGAAAAUCAAACGCUACGUCGCCUCAGAGCGAUUCGCCAAGGACAUUAACGCUCUCUAUUUGCGGACGGGACCGGGGAGAACAAAGGAGAUCUAG